Messenger RNA from Dryobates pubescens (Downy woodpecker), 901 nucleotides. It is a transcript of the gene NPPC, whose product is annotated as natriuretic peptide C. Lineage: Eukaryota; Metazoa; Chordata; Aves; Piciformes; Picidae. Bases 113 to 502 code for a protein of 129 amino acids. Gene Ontology annotation, biological process: receptor guanylyl cyclase signaling pathway; cGMP biosynthetic process. Gene Ontology annotation, cellular component: extracellular region. Gene Ontology annotation, molecular function: hormone receptor binding; hormone activity. The transcript has 3 exons. The record is from RefSeq and is a predicted model, not a curated record.
AGGACCUCGGGGCUCCGCUCUGAACUUUGGCUCCCGUCAGUGCCGGCCUCUCCCCGGGGCUCCCCUUGGCUCCCCGCUGCCCUCCCGGCCCCCUCUCGCUCGGUCCCGCAGGAUGCGGAUCUCACCCUUGCUGGCUGGUGGACUUUUACUCGCUCUGCUCUCUGUCAGGCUGGAGGCGAAGCCGGUGUCUCAGCUCCCACAGAAGGCUUCCCGCGGCUCGGCAGCGGCGGCGGGUCCGCCCGAGGCGGCGGCAGCGCAGCGGGACAAGGAGCGGGACAAGGAGCGCAGCAGCAGCAGCAGCAGCAGCGGCGGCGGCGGCGGGUCGGGCCCGCGGGAGGCUCGGGAAGUGCGGGUCGAGGCGAGAUCGCGGCCGGGCUGGGCGCGGCUGCUGCAGGACCCGCCGGGCCGCCGCCACAAGGGCCUCCACAAGAAGGGGAUGGGGAAGGGCUGCUUCGGCCUCAAGCUGGACCGCAUCGGCUCCAUGAGCGGCCUCGGAUGCUGAGGGACCCCUGGCGGGCUUUGAAUCCGUAGUCCACUUUUUCCUACUGUGGCCAGGCAGGGCCAUCCCCCCCAGGCAACGCCUAGAAGAGCAGAGACCCCCCUUCUGGACUGGACAAAAGAUGUGGCUGUGCUUUUCUUUUUGGUACGAGGAGUGAUGGCACCAGCUGUUUUGGUUUUGUUAUUUUUUUAAAAGGAAAAACAAACACACACACACACACAAAAAAAGUGCUCUCUAUCUUCUCUCUCUAUAUAUAUAUUAUAUAUACAAACACUCACCGAGGCAAGGGACGGCCCUUUUCCAACAGACUGAGGAAGCCAGCUGUAUAACUGUUGCUGUUUGUAAAUUCAUGUCAUGCCUAAAUGUAUUUAUGUUGUAAAGCUAUUUAUAUAUUGUUUAUAA